AUGUGUGGAAAUGAAGAGCAGAGCACCAAAGAAGGCGUGAAGAAUUUAUUCAGAACAGCCAAUGCUUCAAUGGCAAUUGAAGAUAGUCCAGACCAACCACCUACAACUGAGGAACCCGAUCAAGGUAUGGAUUCUAGAGAUUUUGUGAAUCAAGAAACAAAGAGACCUUUAGAAGAUGAAAAGAACUCCGAAAAAGACAAACCAGCGCUGAAAAUAGACGAAGAAGGAGUAUUUUCCACAAAAUCGACCGGAGAAAACAUGCUUCAUAACAAAAAAGAUGGUAUUUAUAUCCACUGUCAUCCAAAUGGAAUCACUGGCGGUAUCCCUGAAAACCAUCAACUAAAGGAUAUGGUAUGUGAUUCUCAAGACAGCGUGAACCGAUUCAAAGGACAGGAGAGCCAGAAAGCUCUUUCGAAGGAGGACAAUUGUUUUAGUACGCUAGAGGAAUCAAGGCUGGAGAAAAUCGAAAUGACCAAUGGAUCUGAUAAAAUCAUCAAUAGUUUACCCACGCCAACCAUAACACAAUCUGCCGAUAAACUAAGCCCUAGCAUCGAAGAAGCUGCAGGUAAAUUGAGCCUUUGCAGCAACUAUGCAGAUACUGCUAUUGUUACCUUUUCGUCCGCACCAGUGGGUUCGAACUCAACAAUGCCACAAAAUGACGAUUUGCCGCCAAUCCAACAACAUGGUGAAACAACAGAGACGAGUAACGCAGAUGAAAUCGCAGCUGUAAGAUCAGAGGAGAUGGCCCAAAAAUGUAAACGGAGGAAAUUCGGAGCUAAAGUAGAGGAUGAUUUCUUCUACCAACAAGGCUCUGUUUUAGAUGGUCAUGAAGACAGAGAGGUAGAAUUUAAGUCUCUAGCAGGUGCCAGCCCUUGGUCGCUCAGAUGGAAAGUAAUGGAGAAGGCAAAAAAGUUCAUUUGUGGCUGCUUAAAUGCUGAUAGGAAAGGUAUAAUAUAUUUCGGAGUGGGAGACUCUCAAGAACAAGGCUCGAAGUUCCAACAUGGAGAAAUUAUUGGACUUAACGUUGAGAAAAUGAAAGACGAUAUCAUAACAGCCUUCCAAGAUGUUCUUGACCACCACAUAAAAAGCGAAGAUAGGCCGCUUCAGAAAGGCGGGGAACAAAAUUGUAUCAAUAUCUACUUCAUCCCUGUUAAGAGCACGGAGAAUUUAAUUGAUCUUUAUGUCAUAGAAAUCGAGGUGGCUCGAAACUUUCUUUAUUGUAAAGAAAAUGUAUACUACUACAAAGUUUGGAGCGAAAAGAGAGAGAGCAGGGACUGCACUGGCAAAACGGGCUUGCGAGAUGUUUUCAAAGUAAAAGACGAGUGUGUGGAAGCUGCAAUUCGUACCAACGGCGCAUCUUGCUGUGUUAAGCCAAAUGAAGUGAAAUGGCAAAUACGAGACCCCUUGACUAAAAAGUACAAGGAAUGGAAACGGGAUAUCAAAUGUGGAGUCAGUGGUUUAACUUCUGAUGGUCUGAACACUAAUGAUGGUGACCUCCAGAAGUUCAGCACGAUAGUCAGAGAGCGUUUACGUGACCUUAAUUUUCAAGAGUAUCACUACAUUCUUGUUGCCAACAAGCUGCCUCCAGAGCACAGAAGGACUUCAAAGUUAUCCUUUUUGCAAAACAUUCCUUGGGUGGCCGUAUUCGAUCUGUUCGAUGCUACCUCAAAAGAAGAUGGCUUAUACUUCUCUUGCAACGAGGUGGGAGACGGCGCGCGUGCAAACGUCAAGACCCUCCACGACUUUAAGGAUGUGUCCCCAAGUUCCAUUGGUGACAAGGAUUGUCCCCUUUCGUUGAGAUGGACCACGUGGAUUUUAAAACAGCCAGAUAGAAUGGAAGAGGAAGACUGGAUCACAUGUUCAAAAGACUGCUUGUAUCGAGCCCUAACUGCCUAUAAGCAGAGUUUUCCCUCUGGACGACUGAUAUUUGUUUUUCUUGGAUUUGCAGAAAAUGCCGUUCUCGAAAUGUCGGAUAUCGCAGAAAGCUGCUUCAGCAUACUUGGUGAGGAGAUUGCUAGCAAAUCUGUCACCAUUAUAAGCGAAAACAAACUGGUUGCCGAUGCUUUUAUCAAGGCUUCAAGGUCGCCUCUGGUGAGAAAACAACUUAGAGAAUGUUCCAUCACCGGGAUAUCGUGGGAUCUACUAAAAGAAAUUGUUAAAGAGAUGGUCGGGCCUCUUGAGUUUCAAGAAAAAGGUGCUACCACAAAGCUUCCCCAUAUCACUGGCCUUAAAGAUAUUCUCAACAAAGUUAUCAACUCCUGGGUUGAUCUUGAAGUCUACUAUCCCGAGCCUCAGGAUCGAUUGCCUCGUUUGUCUGAGGACAUCGAAAAAGUGAGAGAUGCCUUUUACAAAGGUGGCCAGUGUAACCAAGUAAAUCUGUUUUAUGACCACAGCAUCGAGAGGACCUUAGAGGAGGAAAUAACUCGAAAGAUUGACCAAGCCCUAAAUUCCCUUAGAGAAGCAAGAGGUGAUCGUAAUUGCUACGUUCAGACUGUGACUGUCCCCUACGAACCGGGAUCUGGUGCAACGACUCUGUGUCGGAGAAUUUUGUGGAAAAAGCGGAAGGUUUUCCGUUGUGCAGUUGUCAAGGCUAUCACAGCAAGUACCGAGUUUCAAAUCAGAGAACUUCAAAGUAAAGGUUACGAAAAGAUGAAAUGUAAUUAUUCACCUCCGGCUCUGGUACUUAUCGACAAUUUUCCUCAGAUCGACACUCAACGUUUGUCGAAGGUUCUAACAUCAAUGGAGACAAAAUGUGUCAUACUCUCCACCGUUCCCAUUGAAGAGUCAGUCCCUGAUUCAGAUUUUGAAAUUACGCCCCUGAAACAACUGGAUGGGACAGAAAUGCAGCUUGUGAAGAACAUCUUGAUUAAUAUCACAAAAGAUAGCGAGAAGAGGAAGAAUUGCGAAGAAGUCCUUGAGCGCGAAAAGCGAUUUAUUUGGUUUGGGUUGGAGCUUUUUGGAAGAGAUUACGACAAGAUAGAGGAACGGCUCAAGAAUCACGUCAAUAGUACUUUGGCUAUCCUGGGAAGUUCCCGUUCAGUACACGAAAAGGUCCUCAACUUCUGCUGCUUUCUUCACUACUACAGUACUAGUCGCUAUAUCUUGCCCCAUCCCCUUGUGGUUGAUUUGCUUAUCAAAGAGAGCAAUGAUGGCGAGAAAGAGCAUCAAAGAAAAGAUCUCAUUCAUGACCUUUUUGGAGGACUUCUCCUUCAAGGAUUCGACGAUACCCAUGGGUAUAACGGUUGGCAACCUGCACAUUACCUAGUAAGUGAAGUUGUCAAGUCAAGAAUGAAUGUUGAAGUUAUUGCUCUUCUACUUUUGGAAAACGCAGAGGGAGGAAUGGCCUAUGUGAACAAAUUUUUGAGACAGCAGCUAUUUCAGAUUUUCUUAAGUCGGAAGAGAAUUUCCGAACCAGUUUGCCUUUCGCAAAUAGGAGGAACAGAUGACGACAUUAUUGGUUCAGAUAUUGAAACUGAUCUCUUCGGGUUUUAUGAAGUUCGCACGAGGUACUCCCCCUUGAUAUUAGACAUACAGGGACAAGAUGAUGGCAAUCGAAAAACUUUAGAAUUUCUUAUUACGACCUGCCAGAAGGCCAACCAAACUGAGUAUAAAGCAUACGCCUGGCAACAGCUGGCAAGAUUCAUGGGCUAUGAGAUGCGGUCUGAAGAACUUAAAAGAACCGAUAACCUGCAUGAGCUCCUUUACAGUGUCAUGGAAGAAAGUAAAGUGGGAGACGUCAGAUUAUCUAGACCCAACACUGGCAUUGAAGCAGCGCACAUUGCUGUUGAUAUUUCUAUCAACCAGCAACCAAGCUACAGUCAUCAUUAUGUGACAAAAGGCGUUCUCUACGUCUUACAACUGAGAGAUUACAACGAUCAAGAUGGUAAAAAUCUCGUGUCUCACCUUCCCGAUGUCAUCUACACAUGUCGUAAGGCGCUGGAAGUGUAUGAUCAAGCAAUCAAAAUGAUGAUGUCCCUCAACUACUACUCAAUGAUCGGGAAAAUUCAAGUGAUCGUAUUGCUGUUAAAAAUUGUGAAGGGCUUACCAUGCUUUCUUCUCGACAGCGGCCUUUUUUCAAGUUAUUUAGAGAGUGGAGAGAUUCCUAAAGAGAUGGAAGAAGUACUUUUACCAGGUGACCACAACUACGUUCAGAGUCUUAGUCGAACAACUCUGGACCUACUGAACAAACUCUUUGGAGAUGUCAAAUACCGACAGUUAACUACGUAUGAUGAUAAUGAAAUGAGUGUUAUAAGCAGUGCAAGAAUAAGAGCUUGCAAGUUGCGGCGACAAUUCUACGAGAUUACUGGAUUUGACAGAAGCAGGCUAGUGGAUGUUGAAUCGCCUUUGUCGCCAGACCUGAAAGACGCACCUGACCUCAUUCCUCAGAUAGUGCAAGAUACUCUUUUUAAGCGACGCGAGACAUCGUAUAGUGGAUGGUCUAACCUUGAUGAUGAAGUAGUUUCGUCGAUUUAUCAUCUUCUUAAGCCAGUAUGCUUGAAGGAUCAUGGGAGUCACGAUGACAUAGUGAUUUUUUCGAGGGCCUGCCUUCGACUGCGAAAUGAGGAAAAACCCCCGGUGAAAGAGCUCGGUGAUGUUGUCCAAAACUGGGUACAAAGGUUUCCAGGCUCACAUUGGGCACACCUGUUCAAUUUCAUGAUCCAUUUUCCCAUACCGAAUGGCAGUUUGGCACCGUAUGAUCUUAAAACAUUAGCAUCUGUUAAAGAAUGUCGUCGGAUUGCUCAAGAGAAACCCAAUUGGAAAGUUCGGUAUUCGGGGGCUGAAUACUUCCUUGGAAAGGGAAAGGGCCUUUCCGCCAUUGUAAGUAGUCAAAGGUUCCCCACUCUGGAGAAUAAGUGGAAGACCAAGACUCAGUUCUGGAGAAGCAAAGAAGUCUCCGACGUACUCUUGCGUGUAAGAGGUCAAAAAGAAGCUAAGGGUAUCAUUAUUUAUCAUGGAAUAAAGCUUCGCUUUGACGAUAUGCUCUACCCGAAGCCAAGCAGGGACAACUUAUGGUUUUAUAUUGGAUUUUCCGUGACUGGUCCCUAUGCAUUCGAUCCAAUAGACGAAGACACUUAUUCUGCUAUGAAUGGAAACUUGGAGGAGAAGAAGCAGAUGAAUGAGCUGUCGACAGGAGGAUCAAACGCCAAUUGUAAUAGUGUUUCUUUGACCGUUAAUCAAGAUGGCGACAAAACGACUGACUUAAAGAGCGGUGCGCGGAGAAAUUCAGUCUUGAUGAAGGAAGAACCUCGUGUUGUACUUACCAGCAUGCCCUCUAAGGCAAAAUCAGAAAUUUCUCCUGCGACGCUUCCGGGAGUUGCAGCUACAGAAUUUCAGAUUGUGUCCGCCGAAACAGCCUCACCUUCGUAUGCAACCGCCGUUAAAUACGGGGUAGAUAAAGGAGGACAGGAAUCAGCAAGAUGUCAAACCAAUCCAUCCGUGGCUAAGCCGUCUAUGUCCCAAACAGUCAGCAGUGCGCGGAGAAAUUCAGUCUUGAUGAAGGAAGAACCUCGUGUUGUACUUACCAGCAUGCCCUCUAAGGCAAAAUCAGAAGCUUCUCCUGCGACGCUUCCGGGAGUUGCAGCUACAGAAUUUCAGAUUGUGUCCGCCGAAACAGCCUCACCUUCGUAUGCAACCGCCGUUAAAUACGGGGUAGAUAAAGGAGGACAGGAAUCAGCAAGAUGUCAAACCAAUCCAUCCGUGGCUGAGCCGUCUAUGUCCCAAACAGUCAGCAAACUUAAAACUGUCACGGGGAAACAGGGUCAAAAGAAGCGCAAAUUUCGGCCAAAGGGGAUUGAUCACAAAGGAAGGCUUCAUCAUGGGGCGUGGGUUCUUGGAGCGUUUAAAUCUAAGGAGUGCAACACUCAUACAAAUCCUAGUUCCCAGCUUCACGAUAUCGAUCGUUGCACGUUUGCUCAUUCGUGGAAGGGGGAUACUCGCCAGUUCAUAUGUACCGAGUGCACGCAGGAUGAGAGGAAAGUUUGCCGACAAAAAAAGGAACAUAAGCAAUUUAUAUGGGACUUAGGUCCCUAUCUUUACGAGGAUGAUGUCUGCAGACAAGUACAUUUCUUACAAGGCAUUGCUGAUAAAGCCCUUAUUGGUCACAUUAUCAAAACGUUACCAGUGGAGACAGAUGACCAUUGUGAGAUUGCUUGUUAUCGCGACCUCAUGUGUCUCUCCUAUAACAUAGGACCCAAACAGGCUCAUGGACAUCAAUGUGAGCUCAGCAAAUCGGAUCACAUCCAAGACCCUGCUGACUUAGUUCCUAUGGCAGGGUACAUAUACAGGCCAACUGAGGUACACAAUGUCAUGGGCCAUUUCUGA
Pocillopora verrucosa is the source of this 6321-nucleotide messenger RNA. Lineage: Eukaryota; Metazoa; Cnidaria; Anthozoa; Scleractinia; Pocilloporidae. The record is from RefSeq and is a predicted model, not a curated record.